AUGGCUGAUAUUCAAAGGCGUUUACAAGAACUGCGUAGUGAACUGGAUGACAGUAUCGAGAGUUACUGUUCUCGGCAACAAACUUGGCUUAGCCAUUGUAGUAAUGUUGCGCGGUCUGUAUUUAUGGCUAGCAGUAUUGCAAAUCGUCGAGUUUUGCACAUAUUGCAUCAGAAUCAGGCUGAGACUUCUAUACAGAUAUCGAAGUUAAGUAUCGCCAGUUUUCUGUGA
This is a messenger RNA of Thelazia callipaeda (thelaziosis nematode), 228 nucleotides long. The record is from the annotation of a GenBank genome assembly. NCBI's taxonomy places the organism in Eukaryota, Metazoa, Nematoda, Chromadorea, Rhabditida, Thelaziidae.